CUGUAAAAUUAUGUGAUGAGAGGUCAUUGUGGCAGACAAUGGGGGAAAGAUCCAGAAGCCCAGGUACCGAUCAAAAAAGAAAAGUAGGCAAGCAAUAUUGCUCUCAUUACUCAUCUGACUUUGGAUCCUCACCACAGUCUUCCGGACACUCAUCGCCCAUCAAUUCGUCUUUACGUAGGAAGGAGAAGAAUGCCAAACAACAGUUGUUAGACAACCAGAACCCUACGAAAGUGAGUGCUAAAGGGAUCAGCAAAAAGGGAUCCCAGGUGGGACUGCGGUCGCAAAGCCUCAACAGAGAGCCGCUUCGGAAAGAUACAGAUAUCGUAACAAAGCGGGUUCUUUCUGCAAGACUUCUGAAAAUCAACGAGUUGCAGAACGAAGUGUCCGAACUGCAGGUCAGGUUAGCCCAGCUGCUGAAAGAAAACAAGGCUUUGAAAAGCCUUCAGUUUCGCCAGGAGAAAGCACUGAAUAAGUUCGAAGAUGCGGAGAGUGAAAUCUCGCAACUGAUACACCGCCAUAACAACGAGGUUACUGCGCUCAAAGAACGCCUACGGAAGUCCCAGGAGAAAGAACGGGCGACGGAGAAGAGGGUGAAAGAUACAGAAGGCGAACUAUAUAGGACAAAAUUUUCCUUACAGAAACUGAAAAAGAUCUCCGAGGCUAGGCACCUUCCAGAACGAGAUGAUUUGGCCAAGAAACUAGUUUUGGCAGAAUUAAAGUUAGAUGACACCGAGAGAAAAAUUAAGGAGCUAUCGAAAAACCUGGAGCUGAGCACUAACAGUUUCCAGCGGCAGUUGCUUGCUGAAAGGAAAAGGGCAUUUGAGGCUCAUGAUGAAAAUAAACUUCUCCAGAAGGAGGUACAGCGGCUCGGUCACAAGCUAAAGGAAAAGGAGAGAGAACUGGAUAUAAAAAAUAUAUACUCUAAUCGUCUGCCGAAGUCCUCUCCAAAAAAAGAAAAAGAAGCUAUUUCAAGAAAAAAUGUAUCAUGCCAGAGUGACUUCACAGAUCUGUGUACAAAAGGAGUACAGACCAGUGAAGACUUUGAGCUGGAAGACUUUCCUAUAACACCACAAACAGUUCUGUGUUAUGAGAACAAAUGGGACGGACCAGAAUAUCUUUCUUCGUACUUGGAAUAUCAAGAGCAAAAUGAGCCUGGAGCGGAGAUUCGAAAUUCCAGUUUGAAAAAGGAAGAAAAGAGCAGUGACGAUCAGGACACGAGCUCUGAAAAGCAGGAGGGCGGGAAGCUGGAGAGUGAGUGGGAAAGAGAAGAACUUGAUCCAUUGAAAGGUAAGACAUCUUUGCUAGGAAGAGCAGAGAAGCCAGAGUUGGAAGCUGGAAGGUUCCAAAAGGAAUCCUACCAAACUGAGAAUUUUGAUAAACUUGAUGAGGCAGAAAGACUAAAGACAGAAAUGCUUCUUGCCAAGCUGAACGAAAUCAACAAAGAACUCCAAGAUCCUUUGACCCUCAGCCAGACCUCUUUGCCGUUGCUACCUAACUUCGAUUCAAAACUGCAUUCUCCAGACAGAAGCCCCAAACCAAACAUGUUCUUCGAGUCCUCAGACAGAUCAUUUAAUGGACAUAAUAUGCCAGACAUGAGUUUUUUAAGUCCGAGAGGAGAAGGCCGGAGUCCAGGCCGGAGUCCAGGACGGGUUCGAAGUCCAGGCCUUCUAGAUAAGUUUGCAUUUGGUAGCUAUGUGCCUUCAUUUGCAAAAACAUCAGGGAAGUCGAAUCUAUUUGGCCCAAAAGGUAACCUUGUAGAUUUCCAAAACAACAGUUUGGAAAGCCUGAGUAAAGACAGUGUAGACUUAAUUUCAAGAAAAGAGAAAAAAGCGAACCUGAUGGAGCAGCUGUUUGGCACCAGUGCCAGCGCCAGCGCCAGUGCCAGCCCCAGCAAUACCACUGUUUCCUCCAAGAGCAAUGACCCACAUUUUCCAGCUGUCAGCAGAGGUGACUUGGACCCUCUUCGCUUCCUCUCUGGAGAGAAAAGCAGCAGAGUUCGGGAACUUGAUGAUGACGAUGAGGACUUUUUCCUCAGUGAAGGAAGAAGUUUUAAUCCAAAUAGACACCGCUUGAAGCACCCAAGUAAUAAGCCAACAGUCACGGCUGUUGACUCUGUUGACGAGGACAUUGAAGAGGUUACACUCAGAUGACUGACUGCAG
Messenger RNA from Psammomys obesus (fat sand rat), 2160 nucleotides. RefSeq names its product lebercilin LCA5 (gene Lca5). The coding region runs from base 39 to 2150 and encodes 703 amino acids. The transcript is spliced from 7 exons. Gene Ontology annotation, cellular component: axoneme. NCBI's taxonomy places the organism in Eukaryota, Metazoa, Chordata, Mammalia, Rodentia, Muridae. Gene Ontology annotation, biological process: intraciliary transport. The record is from RefSeq and is a predicted model, not a curated record.